AGUUAACUUGUGGAUAAAGUGGUUAUCAGGAUAGUUAACUUACGGUUAAGGUGGCUAUCAGGGCUCAAUGCCUUCCUUUUCACGAAUUCUCACAAUCUUACCGAUAUAGCUAUAUACCGUGUUGAGUAAAGCUAGCGUUUCAGAUCAGUUUGUCCAGGUGGCCCUUCAAUUCAAUGCAACAUGUUGACAACUUGAGAGUUUAACUUUUGACUAGUACAUAUAAUAUCGAAAAAUAUAUAAGCAUUGUUGAUUAAUGGUGGAUUUUGGAUAAAUUAUAAAUUUCGAAAGUAUAUGAUAUUGCAACUAUAACUGUCUAUAAAACAGAAAAUUAAUAUCAACUUGAUAUUAUAAAUAUGUCAAAACCCAAUCGUAGAGGUUAUUCAAAUAAAUAUCGAUCAGAUAAUUCUAAACACAAUCGUUAUGGAAAACACCGAGAACAAACUUCUGAUGAUACGGAAGAAUCUACAGCACAAAACGAUGCUCAGACUAUAAAACAAACCCGUGGCCAUCCCGCUGGGUUGAAAGGCAAAGAAAUUGGUUUAUAUUAUAAAAAUUUAGCGAUGAAAAAACGGUCUGGUCUCGCCGGCACUUGUUCUUCGUCAUCACAUUCUUCACUACGUGAUAUGAAAUAUUUUUCACUUGAUCCAGCUGUAGAACGAAUAAUAAAAAGUUCACUGGAAUCUGUAAUUACUUCAUAUGGUAAAGAACAGAUUUUAGCUACUGCUGGUGAUAAACAAAAAAUAGAAGAUAAAUAUACACAUAUUAUAGAUUCUGAAUUCAAAAGAAAUUUUUUGAAUACUAUUUCUAUUAGUAUUCAAGAAAAUUUAGCAAAAUCUAUGUCUAUGAAGGUAAAAUUAGUUAAGAAUGAGCGAUUAGAUGAACAAUUAAAAGAAGAACAAAUAUUGAGCACAUCAGCACCUGAAUAUGUGAAAAUGAUGAACUUUCGUGCAAAACUUCCAUCAUACAAAAUGAAAGAAGAAAUAUUAAAGACUAUUGAUUCGAAUCAAGUGGUAGUAAUAAGUGGUGAAACCGGUUGUGGAAAAACAACUCAAAUUCCUCAGUUUAUUUUGGAUGACGCGAUUGAAAAAGGUAACGGCAGUAGAACUAAGAUUAUAUGCACUCAACCACGAAGGAUAUCAGCUAUAUCAGUAGCUGAGAGAGUCGCAUUUGAAAGAGCCGAGAAUCUCGGAAAAUCAGUCGGUUAUGCAAUUAGACUUGAAAAAGCCGAACCUCGUGAUUAUGGAAGCAUCUUAUUUUGUACUACUGGUAUUUUAUUAAAGUACAUGCAAAGUGAUCCAGCUUUACUCGACUAUUCUCAUAUAGUUCUAGAUGAAAUUCAUGAAAGAAAUACGGAGAGUGAUUUUAUUAUCACUCUUUUGAAACAAGUGAUUCCUAAAAGACCAAAUAUAAAGAUUAUUUUAAUGAGCGCAACACUGAAUGCUGAGCGAUUUUCACAGUAUUAUGAAUGUUGUCCUAUAAUUCACAUUCCAGGUUUUACGUAUCCAGUAUCGAGUUUUUACCUUGAAGAUGUAAUUCAAUUAACAAGAUUUCGGUUUCCACCACCACCAAAUGCACCAACUAACUACAAAAAAUACUUGAAACCUUUUAGAGAAAAAAAAAAACAAUUUGACGAUUUCAAUGAUUUCAUUGAACCAGCAUUACGGCAAAUGGAAUUUGAAAAAUCAUAUCCGCCAUACGUUAUUAACGAACUUCGAAACCCUAAUAGUGAAGAAUUAUCGUUGGAUUUAGUGCAGGCAUUAUUACAGCAUAUUUCCGAAACAAAAGAAACUGGUGCUAUUUUAGUAUUUUUACCGGGAAUUGCAGAUAUUUCGAACUUGUGUAAAAAUUUGUCAGCAAGUGGGCGGUUUCCUUCUAACAAGUUCCAAAUUUAUCCUUUACAUUCACGACUUCCUACAGUUGAACAGAAAUUAAUUUUUAAAAUACCACCUGCUGGUAUUCGAAAAAUAAUAAUAGCUACAUCUAUUGCUGAAACUUCUAUAACUAUCGAAGAUGUUGUUUAUGUCAUUGAUUGUGGUAAAACGAAAUUAACACGAUUUGAUGCAGCUAAAAAUAUUGAAAUAUUGAAACCUGAGUGGAUAUCAUUAGCUAAUGCGCGACAACGUCGAGGACGAGCAGGACGAGUUCAGUCAGGUGUAUGCUAUCAUUUAUUUUCAAAAGCACGUGAAAUGACAUUCGAGGAAUAUCCUACUCCUGAAAUGAUAAGAACUCCAUUAGAGCAAGUAAUUUUGCAAGUUAAAAUAUUACAAUUAGGACGUGUAGACGUUUUUCUUGGAAGUGUGAUGGAUCCACCUGAAGAGAGAGCUAUAGAAGUGGCUUUAAAUUUAUUGAAAAACUUAAACGCUCUUGAUAACAAUGAAAUUUUAACUCCACUUGGAUAUCAUCUCGCUCGUCUUCCACUUGAUCCUCGAACAGGAAAAAUGAUUCUUUGGGCAUCUAUGUUUUCAUGUGUUGAACCAGUAUUUGCUAUCGCUGCAAGUUUAUCUUUUAAAGACGCUUUCUACUGUCCUAUGAAUAAAGAAGAAGAAGUGAAUGCUGCAAAAUUAAAAUUAGGCUUGGGACAAUUUAGUGAUCAUAUUGCUCUUGCCGAAGCUCUCCGACAAUUUGAGAAAGGGUCUGAUGGACAAACCCGUCGCUUUUGCUCGGAUCAUUUUCUAUCGUGGAAUAUACUUAAACUGUUGACAGAAAUGAAACAACAAUUUGCACAAUAUCUUUAUGAAAUGAAAUUUUUAGACAGCAAUAACCCAAGUGAUAAACGUGCUAACAAAAAUUCUCAUAAUUUAGACGUUGUAAAAGCCAUUGUUUGUGCAGGUUUAUAUCCGAACAUCGCUACUGUACAAAAUACCGGAUCAUUUGUUAAAUUAAAAACUGUCGAAGAUGGAACAGUAAAAAUUCAUCCUGGGAGUAUAAAUGCACGAGUAAAACAAUUACCAUUGUCUUAUGUAACUUAUUUUCUUAAACAAAAAUCUACGGCUAUUUUUUUACAUGAUACCACGUGCGUUAAUGAAACAGCAUUGAUAUUUGCAACACCUCAAUGUUUAAUAAGGCCACAAGGAAUUCGGUCAAUUAUCACUCUUAAUCAAUCGAUUUCGUUCAUUUGUAAACAAAGUACUGCAGAAAUAAUACAGAAAUUAAAAAAAGAACUUAAUCAAUUGCUGGAACAUAAAGUUAAUCAUCCAGAACCAGUCAAAUGGGAAUCUCAAGAAGGAGAAAUACUUCGGGCAAUUGUAAGAUUUAUAUCUCAAUCUAAUGGAGAUGAUGAAGAGAAUGCAGCCAAAUAAAAUGAAAAAUUGAGAAUAUUUAAUAUUUUGAGUUAUACUUUCUUUAUUUUAUACUAAUUAUCAAAUAAAUAAAUUUUUCAUUAACUAA
Microplitis demolitor is the source of this 3387-nucleotide messenger RNA. RefSeq names its product ATP-dependent DNA/RNA helicase DHX36. Gene Ontology annotation, molecular function: DNA helicase activity; G-quadruplex RNA binding; ATP binding. The transcript has 9 exons. NCBI's taxonomy places the organism in Eukaryota, Metazoa, Arthropoda, Insecta, Hymenoptera, Braconidae. Bases 354 to 3299 code for a protein of 981 amino acids. The record is from RefSeq and is a predicted model, not a curated record. Gene Ontology annotation, cellular component: cytoplasm; intracellular anatomical structure; nucleus.